GAGCCGAGCCGUCCGCCCCAUACCGGAACCGGGAAGCAUCUACCCCGCGCUGGGAUGGCGGGUCCCUGCUGGGGCCCCCCGCGGCUGGACGGCUUCGUCCUCACCGAGCGCCUGGGCAGCGGCACGUACGCCACGGUGUACAAGGCCUACGCCAAGAAGGACACCCGCGAGGUGGUAGCCAUAAAGUGUGUGGCCAAGAAAAGUCUGAAUAAGGCGUCGGUGGAAAACCUCCUGACCGAGAUCGAAAUCCUCAAGGGCAUCCGGCACCCCCACAUUGUGCAGCUGAAAGACUUCCAGUGGGACAAUGACAAUAUCUACCUCAUCAUGGAGUACUGUGCAGGAGGUGACCUGUCUCGCUUCAUCCACACUCGAAGGAUUCUGCCUGAGAGGGUGGCUCGUGUCUUCAUGCAGCAGUUGGCUAGUGCCCUGCAGUUCCUGCAUGAGCGGAACAUCUCUCACCUGGAUCUGAAGCCACAGAACAUUCUGCUGAGCUCCUUGGAGAAGCCCCACCUGAAGCUGGCAGACUUUGGCUUUGCCCAGCACAUGUCUCCAUGCGAUGAGAAGCAUGUACUCCGAGGCUCGCCCCUCUACAUGGCUCCUGAGAUGGUGUGUCAGCGGCAGUAUGACGCCCGUGUGGACCUCUGGUCUGUGGGGGUCAUCCUGUAUGAAGCCCUCUUCGGCCAGCCCCCUUUUGCCUCCAGGUCUUUCUUAGAGCUGGAAGAGAAGAUCCGAAGCAAUAGGGUGAUUGAGCUCCCUCCUCGGCCCCCACUGUCCCGAGACUGCCGGGACCUGCUGCAUCAACUCCUGGAGCGGGACCCUGCCCGUCGCAUCUCUUUCCAGGACUUCUUUGCCCACCCAUGGGUGGACCUGGAACACAUGCCCAGUGGGGAGAGCCUGGCACAAGCGACAGCCCUGGUGGUGCAGGCUGUGCAGAAGGACCAGGAGGGGGAUGCCAAGGCUGCCUUACUACUCUACUGCAAGGCAUUGGACUUCUUCGUGCCUGCCCUGCACUAUGAAGUGGAUGCCCAGCGGAAGGAGGCAAUUAAGCUGAAGGUGGGGCAGUACGUGUCCCGCGCCGAGGAGCUCAAGGUCAUCGUGGCAUCCUCCAAUCAGGCUCUGCUGAAGCAGGGGACCUCUGCCCGGGACCUGCUCAGAGAGAUGGCCCGAGACAAGCCACGCCUCCUUGCUGCCCUGGAAGUGGCUACGGCUGCCAUGGCCAAGGAGGAGGCUGGCGGUGGUGGGGAUCAGGAUGCUCUGGACCUGUACCAGCACUGCCUGGGGGAGCUGUUGCUACUGCUGGCAGCAGAACCCCCGGGCCGGCGGCGGGAGCUGCUUCACACGGAGAUUCAGAACCUCAUGGCCCGGGCCGAGUACCUCAAGGAGCAGCUCAAGAUGAGGGAGUCUCGCUGGGACGCAGAGGGCCUGGACAGAGAGGGGCUGUCGGAGUCUGUGCGGAGCUCUUGUACCCUGCAGUGACCCCAGGACAGCUGGACAGAGCCUGGACCACCUGGAAUGCAAGGCACAUUCACCCAGGGGACACUGGGAACUUAGUGGCCCUGUGCGCCCUGGAGUUUCCUGAAUGGACACCUCCAGCCACUCUGGAGUGCUCCCCACCCCCCAGGGGUCCCACGGCCUGUGUUGUCAGCUGGGCCCUUGGCAGGUCUCUGGGAAGCGUGUCCCUUGGGAUACCCUUGCCCUUUAGUGACUGCUGAGCUCUGUGCCUGUCACUUUUGCUCUGAAAGAAGGGCAGGACCCUUUGCAGGACCCUUCAGCUCUGACCUCUCCACCAGCAGGCGGCCACUCUCUGGACCCACUCUUCUUGGACACUUACAGUGCACCUCCCUCCUUCACCAGAGUGGGCCACUCAGGGACCCCCAUUCUACAGUGUGCACUCUGCUGGGCCUCACACCCGUCCCUGCCUCAGUCCUGUAAGAUCGCCCUUCCGGCCUGAUGUCAGGUCCUUUGCAGGGCUCAGGGCCACAGUCCUCAGUCCUCAUUCCUCCCACCCCCAGCCCUCUCUGGGGGACCCCCCACGCUAGCCACAGAGCUCGGAGGCCUGAGAACUACCUGACCCCAUAUGAGACUGCAAGGGACCCAGCGCAGUUCAGGCUACUUGGUCCUAGGCCCGAUGCUGCUGCCACCCUGGGCCUGGGUCUCUGUCUCUCUCUGUGCUGGGGCCUCCGAUACCUCCACAGCCCACGCAGCUCUUUUGAAGGCAGAGUGAAAUUACCUUGGAGAGGAAUGUGCACACUGGAUGGGUUCUAGUUAAAAGGCAGAGAGGGUGUUGGUGAAGCCAAACCCUUCUGGUCUCAAAUGGCACCUUAGGGCAGUAGUCCUGUGUCCUCCCGCUGAAGGUUGGGUGUAAAUAAUGCAAUUUGUUGUUUCUCUAUUAAAUUAUUUUCGAUA
Messenger RNA from Fukomys damarensis (Damara mole-rat), 2406 nucleotides. RefSeq names its product unc-51 like kinase 3 (gene Ulk3). Gene Ontology annotation, biological process: autophagosome organization; peptidyl-serine phosphorylation; protein autophosphorylation. The transcript has 16 exons. Gene Ontology annotation, molecular function: protein serine/threonine kinase activity; ATP binding. NCBI's taxonomy places the organism in Eukaryota, Metazoa, Chordata, Mammalia, Rodentia, Bathyergidae. The coding region runs from base 55 to 1476 and encodes 473 amino acids. The record is from RefSeq and is a predicted model, not a curated record. Gene Ontology annotation, cellular component: autophagosome; cytoplasm.